CGUAUGUAGUACUUGAGUACUGCAGUGUCCGGGCUCUCAGGUGUCUCGUCCUCGUCCUCAGCGCUCAGAUAAAGAGCACCGUGAAGAGGAAGCUGUACGAGGACAGCAGAGUCCCCAUUGCCUCCGAGUCCCCGAAGAAGACCGUUAAGAAAACCGCCGUCGCCAUGACGCCGGCUCCGACGCCCGUCGCUCCCGCCAUGAUCGCCGUGCAGACUUCGCAGGUUGUCGUGGCGACGGGCAUGCAGAACAGCCCCUCUCUGGCCCCGCCCAUAAAGAAACAGAAGACGGCAGGUGAGACGCCACAGGAAGUGACACAACAGGAAGUGACACAACAGGAAGUGACUUCUGAUGGAUCACUGGAGACGUGAUGAUGACACGCUCAUCUUUAUCCUCCUCCUCUCUCUCUCCUCUCUCUC
Plectropomus leopardus (leopard coralgrouper) is the source of this 416-nucleotide messenger RNA. The record is from RefSeq and is a predicted model, not a curated record. Lineage: Eukaryota; Metazoa; Chordata; Actinopteri; Perciformes; Serranidae.